Molecule: messenger RNA, 621 nt
Organism: Oldenlandia corymbosa var. corymbosa
Lineage: Eukaryota; Viridiplantae; Streptophyta; Magnoliopsida; Gentianales; Rubiaceae
Source: the annotation of a GenBank genome assembly
AUGGCUGACGUUGAUGCUGCUAAGCCACCAACCCUUUCUGAGCAAUAUUUCCUGAAGGGGAAAGACAAACCCGUGGAAGAUGUUAAAACUCCAGUUGCUACUACUGUUGAGGAAACUGUUGUUGAAACAGUCAAAGCUGUUGAAGAAAGUCCUGCAGUUGAGAGUUCUGAUCCUGUUGAAAGCAGUGAAACAAAUGAGGCCGCUUCAGUUGAAAGCGCCGAAGCAGCUCCUGUUGCCGCAAGUUCUGAAGCCACUCCUGCAGCUGAAAGCUCUGAUACAGCUCCUGCUGAAAGCACUGAAGACGCCCCUGCUUCUGAAGCUGCAAGUGGAGAUGACUCACCUGCCACUGAAGAGGCUAGUGAAGAAGCUGAAGCUGCCGAGGAUGAUGCCCCAAAGAUUAAGCUCGAGACUGCUCCUGCAGACUUCCGUUUCCCAACUACCAAUCAAACCCGACACUGCUUUACCCGCUAUGUUGAAUACCAUAGAUGCAUAGCAGCAAAAGGUGAUGAUGCUCCUGAGUGCCAGAAGUUUGCCAAAUAUUAUCGCGCCCUUUGUCCAGGGGAAUGGGUCGAUAGAUGGAACGAGCAAAGGGAGAAUGGCACCUUCCCGGGUCCUUUGUAG